AUGUUAUAUUGUUAAAACUCUAUAAAUUAGAAGGAUUUAAAAUUGAGAUUGAAGAAAUUGAUGUUAUUGGAAGAAAAAAGAUAAUUAGAAAGAGUUUAUUUAAAUGAAAAAAUAGGAUUAACAAAUUAUCAUAUUUAAGUAAUAGAUGAAAUUGAUAGAAAAAUUUAUUAAAUUGAAAAUGAUAUUUAAUAACUAUUUAAAGUAUAACCUUUUAAAAAAUCAACAUCAAUGAAAGAAAUAUAAAUGAUAUCAUUUGAAGAAUGUAGAGGAGAUCAUAAAUCUUUUGAAAUACAUAGUGAAUAAGAUGAAAGAUAAUAAUAAUAAAUAUAUGAAAAAGAAGAAAAUAUAAAAGAUUUUAAGAAAUCUGAAAAUGAUAAUUCAGAUGAUGAAUCUAAAAUAGUAUAAACCAAAAAAGUAAUUUUCUGAAAAUUUAAAAGAUUUAAUCAUUCAUAUUCUUGCUCAUGAUACUUACAUUAGAGAAUAAGAAUAAUAAUAAAAUGAAAUAGACGAAAAGAAAUUAUCAGUAUUAAUAUUUGUGUUUAUAGCACAUUACUUUUAAGUAGUAUGUGUUUUAUUAAUACUAAUAUUAUUGCAUUAUUUUAUCCAUUUUCAGCUUUUCUUUAUGGAUUAUUAGAGAAUCCUGUUCCAUCUAAAAGAUAUUGGAAUUUUCUAUUAAUAUAUGCCAUAAUAAUUAUUUCAUUAAAGUUUAUUUAUAAGAUGACAAUCUUUUGUGAUUCACCUCCAUAUACAUUUAUUGGAUUCGCUUAAGAAGAAGCAUGUGAACCUAGAGUUACAACUCAAUAAGUGAAAAUUACUAGAAUUGAUUAUGUUAUUGGUAUUCGAAAAUAUUAAGGAGCUGAAACUUUUAUGAAUGCAAUCUGGAUUGAAUUUCUAUUAUUUAUUGCACUUUUAAUACAAAGAUAUUUAUUAUAAACUUAAGGUAUUUGGGAUUAUAUGAAAAUAUCAUUAGAUUAAUAUUUCAUCCAUAAUACCAAUAAUAAUAAAUAGAUGAUGAUAUUUAAAGUGAAAAUCUAUAAGACUCUAGUUUUAAAGAAUCUAUAUAAGAAAGUGAUGAUUUUUCAGAAAAUCAUUAAGUAUAAGAAUAAUAAAAAGAAUAAUAAACUAUUAUGA
Molecule: messenger RNA, 1131 nt
Organism: Paramecium sonneborni
Lineage: Eukaryota; Ciliophora; Oligohymenophorea; Peniculida; Parameciidae
Source: the annotation of a GenBank genome assembly